UUUGUUGUAAUAUACCCCCUCAUUGCCCCACCCAAGCCUCUUAGAAAACGGAGACCCAGAGAGGUAUUCAAAUCUGCCACAAUACCUACAGCCCUCAUAAGAGCCAACAAAGUUGGGGUCAUUCUUUCCCCUUCAACGUUGCCGAUUGCUGUCCACGGGGAACUCUUGCUGAGAAUUUGUUUGUCCUCCAUGCUGUUCUGUCUGCUGUUUCCAUUUCUUUCAGUGAUCAAGUCCCACAUGGCUCCGCAGUGUUUCCACAGUGAAUAUUUUGACAGUCUGCUUCACGCUUGCAAACCUUGCCACCUUCGGUGUUCCAACCCUCCUGUACCCUGUCAGCCUUACUGUAAUCCAAGUAUGACUGGUUCAAUGAAAGGGAUACAUAUUGUUCUCUGGACCUUCUUGGGCUUGACCUUGAUUGUUUCUUUGGCACUUUUUGCGCUCACAUUCUUGCUGAGGAAGAUGAACUCUGAAGCACUGAAGGACAAACUUCAAAACCCAGGAUCCAUUCUGCCGGACAAGGCCAAUUCUGACCGGAUGCACAGCAGGGUUGAUGACGUCAGGGCUCUUCCCCGAAGCCUGGAGUAUACAGUGGAAGACUGUACCUGUGAGGACUGUGUCAACAGCAACCUGAAGGUUGAUUCUGACCAUUUCUUCCCACUUCCAGCGAUGGAGGAGGGUGCAACCAUUCUUGUCACCACGAAAACAAGUGACUACGACAAGAGUGUGCCAACUGCUUCGGAAAGUGUCACAGAGAUGGAGGAACCAACUCUUCUAGAGGAUCAAUCUGUCUGGUAUAAAGCUAUUUUGAGAACUUUUGUCAGAGGGAAAGCUGAUGCUUUCACUAUCUUUAGGAUGACUGUUUAUCAGCUGGGAAUAUAGCUUUUUGUCCUUUAA
Messenger RNA from Mesocricetus auratus (golden hamster), 894 nucleotides. RefSeq names its product TNF receptor superfamily member 17 (gene Tnfrsf17). Gene Ontology annotation, biological process: tumor necrosis factor-mediated signaling pathway. The transcript has 3 exons. Bases 190 to 879 code for a protein of 229 amino acids. Gene Ontology annotation, molecular function: signaling receptor activity. NCBI's taxonomy places the organism in Eukaryota, Metazoa, Chordata, Mammalia, Rodentia, Cricetidae. The record is from RefSeq and is a predicted model, not a curated record.